AUGGCACGGCACGGUCUUAAGUGGGUCGUGUCUGAGCUGGAGUCGCGGUUUACAGACACGCAGAGCCACCAUGUCGCGGCACGGAAGGAGAAGCAGCUUGAGACUCUGCAGGCUGCUCUUGGGCUGGACACUGAGGGUGUAAAGAAGGGGGAUGUAGAAAGUGAUGUGGAGUCUGGGGAGCUUGUUCCUGGGAAGUACUCUAAAGAGUUGGAUACUGCUGGGCAGAGAGAUAGCGAGGCUUUAAAGGAUGGCAAAAAGGAUGCAAAGAAGGUAAAGAAGGAAACAGGGAAUGAUGGAAGAAUUCGCAGCAAAAGUUCUAAGAAGAGUAAGCAUAAAUAUGAUUCAGACCAUGAACAUGACAGGAAGAAGAAGAGUUCUUGCCAUGGUUCAGAAGAUGAUUCUGAGACUGAUUAUGAUGCGAAGAAGGAAAAGAAACACAUAAAGAAAUCUCGUCAUGAUUCAAAUGACGAUUCUGCAGAUGAUUGUUACGAGAAGGAAGAGAAACACAGCAAGAAAUCUCGUCAUGAUUCAGAUGAUGAUUCUGAAACUGACCGUAAGAAGACAAAACCAGGAAAUGGCCAUCAUCAUGAUUCCGAGUCUGAUUUAGAUAGUGAUCAUGGAAAGAAGAAAACAAAACGUGCGAAGAACAAUCAUGAUGAGAGAAAGAAGAUACCAGAGAAGAGCUCUCAUCAUGACUCUGAGGAUGAAAAGCCCAGGAAGAGCAAGUACAAGGAGAGUUCUCAUCAAGACACUGAGGAUGAGAAGCCUACAAAGAACAAGUACAAGGAUAGUUCUCGUCAUGACUCUGAGGAUGAGAAGCCUACAAAGAGCAAGUACAAGGAUAGUUCUCGUCAUGACUCUGAGGAUGAGAAGCCUAGAAAGAGCAAUGACUCGCAGAGUGAUCAUGAUCAGAACAAGCAGAAAUCUGUUACGAAGAGCAAGUAUUCUGCUGAAUCUGAUAGUGAUUCGGACAAUGACCAUGGUGAGCGAUCCAAAUAUGUGAAGAUUUCGCACAACUCUGAACACUAUAAGUCUGGAAUGGAUGUUAAGGACCAAUACCUUGAUAAAUUGAAGAGUGACUCAAGGAAUGAUGACUACAUAAAGAAAAAUUCUGUGAAGAGUUCUCACCAUUACUCUGAAGAUGAGAAGCAACCUAGCAAGGUCCUUCAGAAAAACAAGUAUUAUCAUGUUUUUAAGGAUGAUAAACAGGUGCAAAAAGGUAAAGAGGAGUAG
This is a messenger RNA of Phragmites australis (common reed), 1233 nucleotides long. RefSeq lists its product as uncharacterized. The record is from RefSeq and is a predicted model, not a curated record. The coding region runs from base 1 to 1233 and encodes 410 amino acids. NCBI's taxonomy places the organism in Eukaryota, Viridiplantae, Streptophyta, Magnoliopsida, Poales, Poaceae. The transcript has 3 exons.